AUGGGAUACAAUCAUUUUGAGAAUGACUACUCACUAUUCUCCAAAAGGACUUCAUCCUCCACCAUCUUUGUGGCAGUGUAUGUUGAUUAUGUGAUAAUCACUGGCACUGAUUCAGUAGAGAUAGCUAACCUGAAGGCUUUUUUUGACAAACAAUUCAGAAUCAAAGACUUAGGGAGGGUUCACUACUUUUUGGGCUUAGAAGUCCUUUACAAAUUAAAUGGAGUUCUCAUCUCUCAAAGAAAAUUUGCUUUAGACCUUCUUAAGGAAUAUGACUGCUUUGCAUACAGUAGUUUGUCUUCUUCACUUGACCCUUCACUGAAACUAAAGGCCAAUGAAGGAACCUUGUUGCCAGAUCCUACUCAAUAUAGAAAACUAGUAGGAAAGCGAACUUCCUAA
Molecule: messenger RNA, 396 nt
Organism: Nicotiana tabacum (common tobacco)
Lineage: Eukaryota; Viridiplantae; Streptophyta; Magnoliopsida; Solanales; Solanaceae
Source: RefSeq, a predicted model, not a curated record